GCCGCCCCCGCCCCCGCCGCUGCUAUUUCUGCUAAUCCGCCGGGGCCCGGCCGUGCCCAUCGGCAGCCGCCGCUCCCGGACGGCGCCCGGCGCCGCAGCCAUGAUAAAACGUUUCCUGAAGGAGGACUCGGACGAGGCUGAGCUGAGCCAGUUCCUGCGGGAUUGCCCACCAGCUGACAGCUCCAGGAAGGUGGAGGCCCCGGAGAGCCGGCGGGAGCCUGGCCACCCCCUGGGCAGCGUGGCCAGGGUCCCCCCAGACGAAGCCAGUGACGAGAGGGACUCCAGGAUUUUCUCCCGCUCCCGGCCCUCGGAUUUCCAGCAGCACAUUGCCGCCCCCCCGCCCCCCAGCCCCAACCGCCCGCGGAGCCCCUGGGGACAGCUGGACCCCUACGACUCCUCCGAGGAUGACAAGGAGUACGUGGGCUUUGCCACGCUGCCCAACCAGGUGCAUCGCAAGUCUGUGAAGAAGGGCUUUGACUUCACCCUCAUGGUGGCAGGGGAAUCGGGGCUGGGCAAGUCCACCCUGGUCAACAGCCUCUUCCUGACGGACAUGUACAGGGACCGCAAGCUGCUCAACGCUGAAGAGCGCAUCACGCAGACGGUGGAGAUCACCAAGCACGUGGUGGACAUCGAGGAGAAGGGGGUCAAGCUGCGCCUGACCAUCGUGGACACACCAGGCUUCGGGGACGCCGUCAACAACACCGAGUGCUGGAAGCCAGUGGCCGACUACAUUGACCAGCAGUUCGAGCAGUAUUUCCGUGACGAAAGUGGCCUCAACCGGAAAAACAUCCAGGACAACCGAGUGCACUGCUGCAUCUACUUCAUCUCGCCCUUCGGCCACGGGCUCCGGCCCCUGGACGUGGAGUUCAUGAGAGCUCUGCACCAGCGCGUGAACAUCGUGCCCGUGCUGGCCAAGGCUGACACCCUGACCCCUGCCGAGGUGGAGCGCAUGAAGAACAAGAUCCGGGAGGAGAUCGACCACUACGGCAUCCGCAUCUACCAAUUCCCUGAGUGCGACUCGGACGAGGACGAGGAGUUCAAGUUGCAAGACCAGGCACUGAAGGAGAGCAUCCCCUUCGCCGUCAUCGGCAGCAACACGGUGGUGGAGGCCAAGGGCCGGCGCGUCCGCGGGCGCCUCUACCCCUGGGGCAUCGUGGAAGUGGAGAACCCGUCCCACUGCGACUUCGUGAAGCUGCGGACGAUGCUGGUGAGGACGCACAUGCAGGACCUGAAGGACGUGACGCGGGAGACGCACUACGAGAACUACCGCACGCAGUGCAUCCAGAGCAUGACCCGCAUGGUGGUCAAGGAGCGGAACCGCAACAAGCUGACCCGGGAGAGUGGCACAGACUUCCCCAUCCCCGUGAUCCCGCCGGUGCCGGACGUGGAGACGGAGAAGCUCAUCCGGGAGAAGGAUGAGGAGCUGCGGCGGAUGCAGGAGAUGCUCCAGAAGAUCCAGAAGCAGAUGAAGGACUCGCACUAGCCCAUUCCUCCUCCUCCUCCUCCUCCUCCUCCUGGCCCCGAUCAGAAAUGUUUACAUCACGCUCCACCGCCCGGCCCUGCUGCCAGACUCGGUACCAACACCCACCCACAACCUUAAGCUGCGGCAUCGCCUUAUCCAACCUCCCAGCGCCCGAGGGGACAGCGUGGGGACACGAGGGGACAGCUCACCGUCACUCACUGGGCACAGCUUGGUCCCCCAAGCUUUGGUAUCCCGUUUCUCCACAGCUCUGGCCAGCCUGGUCCCCACAGCAUGAUCCUUGUCCCCGUGUCACCCUGGGCUCCCUGCUUACAGCCUUUAUGCUCACCUGGCUUAAGGGAAGAGGAAAGGGGGACACUGGUGCCAGCCCCCCAAAGGCCCCAGCUGCUGUGGGGAACCGGGCUGUUCCCCUGGCCUUGGCUGGCAUGGAGGGACAGCAACUCCUGGGGACCACGGGGGACAGAGGGGAUGGAGGGACAGCCACCAUCCUGCUCCGUGCCAGCACCAGUGCAGGGGGACUGAAGCUUGUCAGUGUCCAGCCCUGUGUCCUCACCUUGUCCCCACUGAUGACAGCAGGGCACAAGGAGCACUGGGGAAUCAACGUCCCCAGGGAAAAUCCCUUGAACCCCAAAUCAGAGGCUGGGCACCCCCAGCCUGCCGUGAUGUUGGCCCUGUAAAGCAAUAAUGAGUGUCCUGUGCCCAUGGCACCUCUCACCCCAUGGCAACAGCACCGACCCUGGCUGGAAUUUCAGCCCCUGCUGCCACUUGUUUGUCUGUGGUGUCCUGUGUGCCCAGGAUGUCCUUGUCCCUGCUGCUUCUUGGCACAGCAGCCCUGUGCAUUCUCCAAGGAUUUCCCUGUCUGUGCUGCUUCCCAGCGAAGCGCUGCUGCGUGUCCCCAUGUCCCCCAUGGUGUCCCCAUGUUCCCCACCAUGUCCUGGUUGGUAUUGCUGCCCUACUCAGACUUUCCCCAUCUGUGUUGCUUUCCCACAGAACUAUGUUGCAUCCCUGUGUCCCCUGGGAUGUUCCCAGCCAUGUCACCACCCUGCAGGGCUCUGUGUAGUGUCCCUGUGUCCCCAAGGAUGUCCCCAGCUUCCUGCAAAGCCCCACUGUGUGUCCCCAGGGUGAGCUCUGCUGUGUCUCGCAGCAUCCCUGGGGAGAUGGAUCCAAGCCCCUCCUGGGUGUGGGAAAGCCCACAGGGGAUGGUGAGGAUGCAGGCAGGACUGGGAGUGGUGGGAUCAGUGGGAUCAGUGGGAGCUCUCUGGCGUGGGGAUGUCCCCAUCAGUGCCCCUGAGCCGGGGUCCCCCAGGUGGGGCGUGCCUGGUGGGUCUGUGCCCGGCCGGGGGUCAGGGAUUGGGGCUGCAGGGUGCCAGGGCAGCACCCGGCCUGUGUCCCCCGUGUCCCCGUGCCAGCAGGGGUCCCGUGGGCAGGGCCCCUCCAGGCAGGGCCCUGCAGGGAAUCUUUAGCGCUUUCCUUUUUUUAAUCUCGCUAUUUUCUUACAGAAGCCCCUCCCUUGGCAUGAUGGUCCUAGAGGCGUUUAUUAAUGGAUCAGAGAGUAUAGGUUUAUAAAUUCUUAUAGAGUAGUGGAAAUAUUUUUAUCCCUCCACAACCGUUCUCAAUAAAUACAGCUGACCUGGCUUGUCUGCAA
This is a messenger RNA of Lonchura striata (white-rumped munia), 3125 nucleotides long. It is a transcript of the gene SEPTIN4, whose product is annotated as septin 4. NCBI's taxonomy places the organism in Eukaryota, Metazoa, Chordata, Aves, Passeriformes, Estrildidae. Gene Ontology annotation, molecular function: GTP binding. The record is from RefSeq and is a predicted model, not a curated record.